This is a messenger RNA of Penicillium malachiteum, 993 nucleotides long. RefSeq lists its product as uncharacterized. Bases 1 to 993 code for a protein of 330 amino acids. The record is from RefSeq and is a predicted model, not a curated record. Gene Ontology annotation, molecular function: heme binding; monooxygenase activity; oxidoreductase activity, acting on paired donors, with incorporation or reduction of molecular oxygen. Lineage: Eukaryota; Fungi; Ascomycota; Eurotiomycetes; Eurotiales; Aspergillaceae. The transcript has 6 exons.
AUGGAGAAGUACACUCAGGCCGGCUUCAGCCGGCCUCCAAUCAAGGAUGCUCAUUCUAUUUUGAGUGCGGAUAAAGCAAAUCACUCACGACUGCGACGAAUUCUAUCUCCGGCACUGUCAAAGAAAUCCAUCAAGGGAUAUGACGAUACCAUCUUGAAAUAUGUGGAUCUACUGGUGAAAGAGCUUGGAUCUAGAUGCGAUCCCGUUGAUCUAAACAAGUAUUUUGAAUGGACUACGAUGGACCUCAUUACGGACCUGAUCUGUGGACAUCCGCAGGGCGCACUUGAUCAAAAAAAUGGUGGUAAAUGGCUAGAGAUUCUGACACAAGCAAACAAUCUGGUACGAUGGGAAGAGUAUCUGAUACCCAAAGCGCGCUUGACUGCAGCAUACGAAAAGUCCAAGAUCAUCGCUGCAAAGAUUGAAAAGCAACUCUCUAUCAAGACAUCGAAUCCAGAUGCUUACAAGAGACUCGCCGCGGAGAUCCGUGAGUCAUUUCCAUCCGAUAAAGACAUCACAUCUGAGAGUAUUACUGCCCUACCAUACUUAUCAGCGGUUAUGCAAGAGUCACUUCGCAUCCAUUCGCCCUCGCCCUCACCAACUGGUCGCUUUGUGUCAGUUGGUGGGGAGACGAUUGAUGGGGAAUUUGUGCCAGAAGGCACGACAGUCGGUGUUCAUCAGCAUUCGGCAUAUCACGCAGUGUGGAACUUCCAUAGACCAGGUGACUUUUGUCCAGAAAGAUGGCUACCCGAAUCAAGAGGGAGUAGCUCGCCUUUUUCAGGUGAUAACUUGGGAGUACUGGACUCAUUUAGCUAUGGUCCUCGAACUUGUCUUGGUGUUAAGCUAACCACCGCUGAGACGCGCUUGAUUCUCGCCAAGGUGCUGUGGCAUUUUGAUGUCGAGCUUAUGCUGGAGUCGCAAGAUUGGCAAGAUUCUCAGAAAGCCACGGUAUCCUGGCAUCGCACUCCUUUGAUGUGUCGGAUCAAGAGAAGGUAA